CCGUCGCCCGUCGUUCUCUACCCACGCCGUCUCUCGCUUCGUCUUUUUCUUUCCCUCGCACUUGGAGGACCCUGUCGUCUUCCUCUCACACUCCUUUCGGAAAGUCAAAAUACAACAACUUCUGUGUUCUGCUCUGCUUCUCGCCAGCACUCUCACAGUGUCUCUGUUCACUCCUUGCCAAUCCAUCCGACGCGCAUAUCAAUCGACUGCGUAGGCCUUGACGCAUCGAAGCCGUCAUUGACUACUGCAUGUACAAAGAACUUAACCCUGACGUUCUUAUUACCUGUUGAUAUUUGACUUGUUCCAAUACCAUCUUGGCCUUUGCCACCUAACUGCAUAUAUCUAUUGUCUCUGACAGAAAACAAGGGGUCUCCGAGAGACCUCGUGCCAAUCCUUACUUUCAACCUGUGCGACUUGACGUCGUUUGAAUCGAGAAGUCUCCAGCUAUGAAGCUUGCCAUCUCCGUUGUUUUGACCGUCGCUGCAGCCGGCUCCCUAGCCGCUGCACAAUCCCACAGACACAAUCACCAUCGCCAUCCGCAUGUGAAGCGCUCACCAGAUCCGACUGACGUGGUUGUCGUUCCUGGGCCAACUGUCUAUGCCUACGAGUUCGAGGGUGAGCUCAUCAGCAAGAGCCAAGCUUGCGAUGGAAUCCAGGAAGGGGCCCUUCAGUGGGCCGAUCCUGAUAACGCAAAAAAUGCUUGCGAUCCACAACCUUCAGUGACCCCACCCAAGGCCGCUGAAUUCUACGAGAAGCCUACGACAACUCAUCCUGCUCCGUCAGCGAGUUCUGAUCCUCCCAAGGAUCAGGGUCCCAAUCUUGACUUGCCAGAGGUCAAACUUCCGCUUCCCAUCCCUAAAGCGCCAUCACCGCCCCAAAGCGGCGCCGGAGUCGAGCAAGACUUCCCCGACGGACAGAUUUCCUGCUCUAACUUCCCCGCCGAAUACGGUGCCAUCUCUCUCGACUGGCUCGGCCUUGGUGGAUGGAGUGGUAUUCAGUACGUCACUGUUCAGGGCUCGUCAGUUACCGACAUUCGCACUGGUAUCCAUGGCGACAAGUGUGAGGAUGGAGCCAUGUGUUCUUAUGCUUGCGGACCUGGUUACCAAAAGUCCCAGUGGCCUUCCACUCAAGGUUCUACUGGCCAGUCCGUAGGUGGCUUGAAAUGUUCCGGCGGCAAGCUCUACCUCACGAAUCCAGGACUUUCCAAGAAGCUCUGUAUGAAGGGUGUUGGUGGUGUCCAGGUGAAGAAUACCAUGAGUCAAGUCGUCGCCGUCUGUCGUACCGAUUAUCCUGGCACGGAAUCCGAAACCGUUCCACUCUCCGUUGGCGGAGGUUCCAUCACGGAGCUUACAUGCCCUGAUUCUGGAAACUACUAUACCUGGCAAGGCAAGGGCACUUCCGCUCAGUACUACGUCAACCCCAAGGGUGUCACGAUUCAAGAGGGCUGCCAGUGGGGAGACGGAAGCCGCCCAAUCGGUAACUUCGCCCCCAUCAACUUGGGUGUCGGCAGGAGUGACGGAACCAUAUUUUUGUCCAUUUUCCAGAACGCGCCAACAACCAACGCGAAGCUUGAUUUCAGCAUCAAGAUCGAGGGUAGCAAUUUGAGCGGGGCGUGCAGCUAUAAAAAUGGCAUGUUCCAUGACGCGACAGGAUCCAAUCCGAAUGGAUGUACCGUUGGGGUUACGGGCGGCACAGCAACCUAUGUGUUCAGUGAUUAAGUUUAUUUUUCUUGCAUUCAUUCCCAUCUUUAUAGUCCAGGAAAGCCGAAAAAGCUCAUCUAUGAUGAGGGGAGGGAGAUUGAAUAAAAACCAACAAUCUAUCGGAAUUAUAUGCGAGGCCACUUCUAUCAAUUUAUAUUUUCCCCCAUUCUUCUAUUUCUCCUUUUUAAAACUUUUCUCGAAGUGCCCCGCUCUCUUCUCCCCUCGAUUCCCGCCUCCUUUCUCCCGUUCUUCUUGAGAUGGUAUGAAGGGCGGUGUGGUGUCAUGCUGAAAAACGUUGUCAGACACCCUCCUGCUCCUCGGGAAGAUAACCUAUUUACCAUACUUACUCAUUUUAUUAUACUGUGUUGCUUACCUCACUUUUAACUUGGCCUCUUUUUCUUCUACUUUAUUUAUUAUACCAAUACCCGUGUUUUUGCUAUGAUGAAACUUCUAGUUAUUCUAUAUAUCUUAUCCUAACGAACUUUGCCUUAAAAAGCUUCCGGGAUUCUGACCCCCGUCCCUCGUUGCGCUUGCUCCACUUACCCAUAUAUAUUCAGUAUACUACGGCGUGCAGCUAACCGGAUCUAGAUCUUUACAUUUAUUCUUCGUGCAGAAAGGCUACAACGGAUGGAGAAUAUGCUCAAAUAGCUUCUGUCGAGGAAUACUCAAAAAAAACAAUCAAAUGGAUCUGAAAGG
Histoplasma capsulatum G186AR is the source of this 2396-nucleotide messenger RNA. RefSeq names its product cell wall synthesis protein. Bases 447 to 1718 code for a protein of 423 amino acids. The record is from RefSeq and is a predicted model, not a curated record. Gene Ontology annotation, biological process: fungal-type cell wall organization. NCBI's taxonomy places the organism in Eukaryota, Fungi, Ascomycota, Eurotiomycetes, Onygenales, Ajellomycetaceae. Gene Ontology annotation, cellular component: fungal-type cell wall; cell surface. The transcript is spliced from 4 exons.